Molecule: messenger RNA, 544 nt
Organism: Paramecium sonneborni
Lineage: Eukaryota; Ciliophora; Oligohymenophorea; Peniculida; Parameciidae
Source: the annotation of a GenBank genome assembly
AUGAACAAAGCAGACCCAACUUCCUGCUUAAUUCAAAUGCUCAAUUAUUUUGAAUUUCGAGGACAUAUUAUAAAAAUUAUCGUUUAAUUAGAACAGUGUCUCGUCUUUGAUUUGUUAAGUUGUAACUUAUAUGAAUUCAUAACUAUUAAUGAGUUUUCAGAUUUUGAUCUUGAUUUAAUAAGGAUAUUUGCUAUUCAAAUUUUAUAAGUAUUAUUAUUUAUGAAAUAAUAGAAUAUAAUAGUUUCAAUCGAUCUGGAAUCAAAAUUAUUGAUUUUGGAUCUAGCUGUUUUGCUAAUUAAAAGCUUUAUAGAUAUAUUCAAAGUAGAUUUUAUAGGGCACCUGAGAUUGAAAUGUCGAGUUUCGGUAUCAUAGUAACUAGAUAAAUCUUCAUAAUUAAGAUGUAUCGAAUAAAAAUAAUAAAGAUAAUUUGUUAAAAAAUGUUUAACUUUGUAAAGAAUCUUCAACGAUAAAGUAUGAAUUAAAUUUUGAAUUUUAGAAAAUAACAUUUAUAAUAAUUGAAGCAUUACAGACAACUUUGUACUGA